GUUCCAUCGCAGGGGCUGCCGAAAUGAGAGGAGCUGCCUGGGCUGCUGUUUGGGCCGGCCUCGCGCUCUGCGCCCUUCUGGGGCCUGUGCGGGGCGGGCGGCAAAUGGAUAAACUGGCGGACAAGAAGCUUUGCGCCGAUCCUGAAUGCAACCACCCCAUUUCCAUCGCGGUGGCCCUGCAGGACUACAUCGCCCCCGACUGCCGCUUCAUCCACAUCCAGAGGGGACAGGUGGUCUACGUCUUCUCGAAGCUGAAGGGCCGUGGCCGACUCUUCUGGGGAGGAAGCGUGCAAGGUGACUAUUACAGCGAGCAGCCGGCCCGCCUGGGCUAUUUCCCCAGCUCCGUCGUCCAGGAGAGCCAGUACCUGAAGCCGGGCAAGACAGAGGUGAAAACGGAUAAAUGGGACUUCUACUGCCUGUGACUCCAAGGGCCCAGGGCCUGCACCGGGGGGCCCCAUCCUGCUUUAAAGCCCAGCCUCUUCCCCAGGCCGCUCUCAGCCAAGCAGGAUUCCUCCUCCUCCAGUACUCACUCCUCCUGGCUGUGACCUUCUCCCUCCGCAGCCUGUAGGGGGUCUGCUUUGGUGCAAUGCAAAACUCUCUCCUCCCCCC
Molecule: messenger RNA, 609 nt
Organism: Gekko japonicus
Lineage: Eukaryota; Metazoa; Chordata; Lepidosauria; Squamata; Gekkonidae
Gene: MIA
Product: melanoma inhibitory activity
Exons: 4
Coding region: 24-422 (132 amino acids)
Biological process (GO): extracellular matrix organization
Molecular function (GO): protein binding
Source: RefSeq, a predicted model, not a curated record